UUGGGCUUCAUUCACUCCUGUCACUGAUGGCACUAAGGGAAAUAGUCUGGUUUGUCUUUCAGAUCCUAGAUUGUGUUCCAGGACAAAUGCAAUCAGGAAAACAAAUGUGUAGUUCACUUCUGCUUUGAUCACACUUAAUCAGAGCAGUGAUAGUGGUAGCUGUGCCAGGUGCUCUGAGAAGGAAUUGAUGUUGUAAACCACGCUGCCCUUCAAGAGGGUUUAGACAGGUCUGGAUCUUAGAGAAUCAUUUCCCUGGACUGUCAUGGACUUUUAACAAAAUGAAUUGAACCGUCAAUGAACAUGCUAAUGAACAUGCAGCUCAGUUUUGGGAAUGUAAAUCAGCUGGCAAAACACCUGCCAAAUCAAGUGUCUUAUCCUAACGUAAUGGGUGACUAAAUACACAUUCCCAUGCUGGAGAUUUAAAUAAUCCUUCAGAGCACCGUGAGAGUACCAGAGGCUUUGGCAGACAGAGGAAAACCUACGAAAGAGGAUGAACAAGCUGCAGAGACUGCUUCAGAACAAGAUCCUGAUCCUGACAAUAUGUGCUGCUGGGAUUGGAGGCACCUUCCAGUAUGGUUACAACAUCUCCAUCAUCAAUGCCCCGGCCUCAUACAUCCAGGUGUUCAUGAACACGACGUGGCUGGAGCGCAUGGGCGUUCCCCUGGAGAGCAGCAUGGUCCUGCUGCUCUGGUCCUUCACCGUCUCUGCCUACCCCCUGGGGGGCCUCACCGGGGCCGUGGUUGCUGGGCCCAUGGCCAUCAUGCUGGGCAGGAAGAUGUCCCUGCUGCUGAACAACGGCUUUGUGAUCAUAGCUGCAGCCUUGUCGGGGUGCAGCCGAAUGGCCAAAUCCUUUGAAAUGAUUAUGCUCAGCAGAUUUUUUACCGGCGUGAACGCAGGUGUGAGCAUGAACAUUCAGCCCAUGUAUCUGGCAGAGAGCGCCCCAAAGAAGCUCAGAGGAGCUGUGGCCUUGACCUCUGCAUCAUUUACAGCCCUGGGGCUGGUGCUGGGGCAGGUUGUUGGGCUCAGGGAGCUCCUAGGAGGGGAGGAGAGCUGGCCAUUCCUUCUAGCAAGCAAUGUGGUUCCUGCCCUGAUCCAGCUCACAGCUCUGCCUUGGUUCCCUGAAAGUCCCAGAUAUCUCUUGAUUGACCGUGGAGACAAAGAAUCCUGUAUCUCUGCACUGCAGAAGCUCAGAGGCACCAGCGACCUGAGUGCAGAGCUGGAAGAGAUGCUGGCAGAGCAGGCUGCUGUGAAAGGCCAGAGAGCAAAGAACCCGUGGGAGCUGUUCCAGAACGCAGCCGUGCGGCGGCAGCUGGUGAGCGUCGUGGUGCUGAGCAGCGCCAUGCAGCUCUGCGGCAACGACUCGAUGUAUUUUUAUGCAGCUUAUGUGUUCCAAGAGGCUGGAAUUCCUGAGGACAAAAUCCCCUAUGUUGUAAUCGGCACAGGAAGCUGUGAGCUGAUCACAUCUGUCACUUGUAACAUGAUCAUAGACUAUGCUGGUCGGAGGCCUCUGCUGCUGGGGGGAUACAUCUUCAUGGCAGGAUGGGCCAUUGUCUUCAUGGUCGCUCUGAGCCAGCAGACUCAGAUUAGCUGGAUGCCUUAUCUCAGCAUGGCCUGCAUUUUCGCCUAUAUCCUGAGCUUUGGAAUCGGACCAGCUGGUGUAACAGGAGUUCUGCCCACAGAGGUUUUUGAUCAAAUGUCCCGACCAGCUGCUUACAUGAUCUGUGGCUCCCUGCUCUGGUUCAACCUGUUUCUGGUGGGAACAGCCUUUCCAUUCAUUGUGAAAAGUCUAGCACAUUUCUGCUACAUCCCAUUCCUUGUGGUCUGUGUCUGCACUGCCCUCUACGUUUGGUUUUUCCUUCCUGAGACAAAGGGAAAAUCCUUCCUGGAAAUCUCGGAGGAGUUCAGGAAACGGAACUUCAAAGCUAAGACCCGUGGAGGUUUCUAUAAAGGCCCUGAGGAGAUCAAAACCACCACAUUGUAGCAGAAGAAAGGAAGAUGGUAUCUGGGAGGAUUCUGCAGUGAAUUCAGCAGUGGCUGUGUGCCCUUGCAGGGACACAAAGAGAGAAGUUAGGGUCAAUGUAUUACUCUUGGGUUCUUAAGUUCACCUUGAAAACAUAAAUUUGAACUGAUAAAUCCAAGCAAAAGUUCAAUAAUCUGUUCUCAGCUUUUAGUACUGAGUAACACAUGCAUAUUUUAGAAUGCAUAUCUGAGAGUGACAGAAUGAUGCCUUAUUCUCUUAUCGUCAUACAACACCAUGUAAUGCUUUAGAAAAUUUCUUCAGAAUUUCUCCAAACAGUAACUUCCAUCUCAGAAGUCCUUCUUUCCUUGCCCCUGAAUCUGGGCUUUCUAACACAGAAAUUAAUGCGAUUAAAUUCUGUUUUCAGACACCAGAUGAAAUUUUCAGUACCUUGUCUUGGUGCUCCCGUUAUUUCUGUUAUUAAGUGAUUUCAAAUAGACCCCUGCUUGUUAAGCAAUAGUGAGCAGUUAAUUAUUUUCAGCUAUAAAAACAUGUGACAGAUGGAUUAGAAAGAAAUCUUCUAGUACUUGCUAAGUGGCUUAUUAUACAACAGACUUUUGGGCAUUGUUUUGCAGACUAUUUAUUCUGGACUGGUUUUCUUCAUGGCUUGUUUGUUGUCUUCCAGUCCUAUGUUGUAAAGCACAAGUAAUUCUCUGGUCCAGUUUGUCCUGCUCCCACGGCCGCUGCUGGUGCCUCUUGCAGGGUUCUGCCCCUGUGCUGUGCUGAGGUUAAGUGUGGUGAGGAGGUGCCACGGCAGCAGCUUCAGGUCACACCACAAUGUUCUCUGCAGCACGUCCGUGCUGUCUCUGCAGAGCACGUUGGUAAAGACCCAGAUGUGAGAUUGAUUCUUUUCAGUUAACCUGAUACAGAGCAGGGCAACACUCCUCACUGAACGUGGCCUUUCACAGGCUUUGCCUUGACUGUUACAUUUCUCCCAGUUUCUUCUCAAAGUCAUAAUCAAGCCACCUCUUUUCUUUUGACUUUGUAUGGAAGGCACAGCGCUGCUCAUGUUUACAACAAUUACAUUUUCAAAAUAAGUAGGUAAAGUUUCUUUCAGUGUAUUUUUAAACUACAUUUUAAAGAAAAAUGCAGCAUUUUUGAAUAAAAAGACUGCACAAAUUUCUGGAGUGUAUUAGUGUCAUGCUGGGCAUGAGUGGAGCAGCAAAUCUAUUUCUCAGAAGAGGAUUCUGUGCAACAACUCUUUCACUACCCAAAGUUUAUAACAUAUGAAAAACAAAAGUAAACUUUUUUCCGUUGUGGUUGGUGCUGUUUUAAAAGUCAUUAAUAUAUAGACAUGGGAAAGAGCAGCUAGCUCUGCUCUUGGAAAACACUGAGAUUUUGAAGUAUGCAGGAUUUUGAGACAAGACAAUCAAGAGCAGGACUCCACAGAAUUGGGAACUGAAGAGAUAAUUUACAUUACUAUAGUUUGGAGAGAGCAGUGAGGAGCAGAUGGAAAGAGUGAAAAACAAACUGAAAGCAAAAUUGCCACUACCAUCAUGAUGGUGGAAAAAUAUUCUGUAAUUCCUUUGUGAGGACCAGAGGAAGGACAAGAGAAAAAAGUGGAGCACAGAGUGAAGAAGGGCAAGGGGUCAGUGGGGAGCAUGCAGGGUAGGAAGCAGGGAUGGACUGAGCAGACUGCCUGGGCAGAGGGAGAGGCUGGAGCGUACAGAUCAGAGAAGGCAGAAGUCCUCCAGUGUCCAGAGGUCCUCCCUUUGGCCACUUCUGUUGCCACUCCCAUGAGUCAGGACUGUGCCUUUUCCUAGAGCCCUGCAAGGGCAGAGCCAUCUGCACCUGGCAGUAUGAAACAGGCUUGGUCAGAAAUUAUACCCAUUUACACGUUUACUUGACUUCCUGACUUUUAGAGGCAGUCCUGUGAGUACAUCUGGCAGAAAACAUUAAUUCCAACUUUCAGCAUUUUUUUCUGACUGUGGCCUGAAAUCAGAGGUCUAUAAACUGAUUAAGCAAACACAAACAGUGGUUACAUUUCAGUUGGUCUAUGUUGUUAAAUUUUAAUUGAAGCAUUUAACAAGUUGGUUAAUUGAUACUGAAUUAAAACACCUUCAGCUGAGAAAUCUAUGACACUUGUUCACAUUUUCUUAUAUAAAGUGUUAGGCAAAACCACAUUUUGAAGUGAUCCUCACAGACUCACAGUUGAUAUUACUGUUUGCAAAUCAAAUAAUUGUGCACUGUUGGAUUGAUUAAUAACCAUCAACACUAGGGAAAACUACUAUUGCUGCUGUCCUCAAACACUGCUCCCCUGCACAAGCCAGCUCUCACUUGCAGCCAGCUGGUGUUGGGGUUCUUCCAAAGAAACACAGCAUCCUAGCCUGGGGAAACACCAAGGGCAGCCACUCACCAGGAGAAGGAAUUCCCCCCUAAGCUGUUUGAAUAAUUUGUAAAAGCCUUUUAACAGAACCAUCUUGGACACUGCCCUUCAAAAAUUGUGGAUAAAACUAAAGAUUUUACAGUCAGGGUUUAAAACUGACAUUAAACUUCCCUAGCAUCUGCCAUAUUUUAUAGGGAUACAGAGCUGAACUUUCAGCCAAUGACCAUUACUCUUUAGGAGUCAGUUGGUCAGUCAGCUGGUAACAGCAGGGUGCACAGGCAUUGUCUGUCUUGGCCAAGUAGGGCUUUAAAGGCUUUUCUGGAUUCAGGCUCAAGGUAGCAGUCAGGAACUUUCCCUUUGGAUGUGAUGACUGAUUACCCAGCCUAAUGGGGAGUCCAAGCCAGCCCACUCCAGUUUGCACCAGUCCUUGGACUUUGACUUCCAUCAUGCUUUCCUCCUUGUCCUUUGCUCAUCUCCCACAGCUCCUACUGUCCCCAGCUGCUGCCAGAGCCCUGCCAGGAGCACACAGCUCACCAGCUAUCCUCAGCUGCAUCAGUAACACACACAACAAAACAAACCACACAGCAAGAGCUUCAUAAAAACCAAAGGGAGCACUAACACUGCAAAAGGACAAAAUUGUUGCAGUAAGGUAGAAAAAUCAUAGAGAAAGUCUUCAUAAAACCAAGUCUGCUCUCCUGGAAUCAGCGGCUGGCCUUGUCAAAGCCAGCAUUUUCCAGAUUCCCAUGUGAAAGGAAUCCUGUUGUGAGCAAUUAGUUAACAUAACAAUCUAUUCCUGGGUAAAAAAAAAAUAACUUACACUUGCAUAAACUGUUUUUGCAUUCAUUAGAAAACUGAAAACUAACUUUCACAAACAACUGUCCUUGCACAUAGGCACCAAGAGUUUGAGUGAUCAAUCAAUAGAGAACAACAACUGGUUACUAACCAAUAAAGUAAUUGUCAAGAAAACUACCAACCAAUUGGAGUCCCACACGAGGUCUGUAAAACUGUAUAAAAAGGAGUUAUGUGAAUAAAGAAUGGC
Messenger RNA from Onychostruthus taczanowskii (white-rumped snowfinch), 5382 nucleotides. Its product is annotated as solute carrier family 2, facilitated glucose transporter member 11-like. Gene Ontology annotation, biological process: monosaccharide transmembrane transport. The coding region runs from base 491 to 1981 and encodes 496 amino acids. Gene Ontology annotation, cellular component: membrane. The transcript has 12 exons. Lineage: Eukaryota; Metazoa; Chordata; Aves; Passeriformes; Passeridae. The record is from RefSeq and is a predicted model, not a curated record. Gene Ontology annotation, molecular function: hexose transmembrane transporter activity.